AGUACAUUAUCUGUAAAUUGUUGUUCUGGAAGUGGACUUCUCCUUUAACAGAUUCCUCCGCCUUGUUCACGAUAAUCACUGAACGAGCGCCCUCUAGUCGUAAAUUUCUCUAGUUCUACACUGAUUUAUUCUUGAGGGGUUUGAGUGUGGAUUACUUCGUGAUGUAUGUGUGUGUUGAGCUCAGAGGAUAAUUAAAUAUCAAGUUUAGAUUUGUAUUUUCUAUUUAUUGACUGCAUUAGUGUGAUAACUUUGUCUUAAUGGGCGGUCACUAAUCAGCUUAAGGAUUGUGUCGACUCAGCGGAAUACAACGGGCUUGUGUCUCCCCUCGGACAAUGCAUCGAAUAACUUCAAAUAACAUUUAACUAGACACACACUUUCUAAUUCAGAUACAAAAUAUCAUUUGUUAACGUCAUUGACUUGGACCUGGAUCCUGUAGAAAUGCAUUUAUUCGGGCAUCCAGGCAUCUGAGGCUUGGUCCUGAUGUGGGUUUGAGUGAUGGGAAGUUGUUUGGGAGUGAUACGUCAAAGGUCUCACCUGUCCUCCAGGAAUUCUUCCAGAUAUAGCGUCAAACGAAGAGGACGCAAUGAGCCUUUGAAGAAAGAUAAGCCCAAGUGGAAAAGUGAAUAUCCAAUGACAGAGGGCCAGCUGCGCAGUAAAAGAGAUGAAUUCUGGGACACGGCCCCAGCUUUUGAUGGCCGUAAAGAGAUCUGGGAUGCGCUGAAAGCUGCAGCUGUAGCGAUUGAAUGUAACGACCAUGAGCUGGCGCAGGCUAUUGUAGAUGGAGCCAGCAUCACACUGCCUCAUGGGUCCCUUAUGGAGUGUUAUGAUGAACUGGGGAACCGCUAUCAGCUCCCUGCAUACUGCUUGGCACCUCCAGUCAACCUGGUGUCUGAGGGCAACGAUCGUAAUGUGUCUGAACACUCUGAGCUACAGGAGAAGAAGGAGAAGGAGUUCCAGCUGAAGGUGCGUCUCUCCACCGGAAAAGACCUUCGCCUCAGUGCCACGAUGGCCGAUUCCAUCCGUCAGCUGAAGAAACAGCUUCAAACUCAGGAAGACAUUGAUGCAGCCAACCAGCGCUGGUUUUUCUCUGGAAAGCUACUUACGGAUAAAACACGUUUACUAGACACCAAAAUGCAGAAGGACUUUGUAAUACAGGUCAUUGUUAGUCAGCCCAUUAUUCCCAACUAAACACACAAAACUCUGAACCGGGUCUCAGUGAACUCACACCAUACGAACGCUUUAUAUGUUUCCAUUAUAUAAAGCCAUUGAUCAGGUCUUGAGUUAUAACACUCAUCCUUUCCAAAUAUUAAGCACAAACAUUUCUUCAAGAAAUGUCUAUUUUCUUAAACCUAUGAGGAGCUGAAAAGGCCAAAUAUACAUGCAUAUAAGCAUGUGUAAAGCUUUAAUAUAGUUCCACAACAAUCGGAGAGCAUAUUCAUAAGACUGUGCUAAAUCAGCUUUUAAGUUUACUGUAUGCUUAACAAACCAUUGUGGCAUACUAAGUUGUGUAAUACUCAAUUAGAUACUUUGCCUUCAUGGUUUUAAUAUCCUUACAUAUGUCGUGUGGAUAUUCAUUUCCAUAUUCUAUGUGGUACCAAUUGCCUUGAUCCUUGAUUGAGUCUGCUGUCCAUUGCUGAGCAAAGCUAUUUACUAUCAACAGAGUGUAUGGAUUUUUAAAAUCUUAUUAGGACAAUAAUCAUAGACUGUUUUGAGAUGUAUACAUUUUUAUGUUAAGUAUCUGUGUUAUCUGUAAAAAAAAAAUGGUCAUUUGUAUACAUUUGUUUGUAGACAUGCUUUUAUAAUUUGUUGUGGAGAGACAAGUUAUUUAUUUAUUUCUAAUAAAAAUGCAUUUUAAAUGAAUAAGGUUUGUAAUCGAUGAUGAAACAAAACAACUAUGUCUAAAUUGUUACUGUAUAUUGUAACAUUUAAUUUGAACGUUUCAUUAUGAAACAGAAUUGCAUAAUUACGAAUCUGGAGGAAAAACACUGUCAACAUUUUACAAGUUUUUAUAAAAUUUGAAUUUUGAAUUUUCUAUUGAAAGGUUGACUUGCUUCAUUUAUGAAUUGGCUUAAGUGAAUACAAGUGAAAUUGUGUUGACAAUAUUUGCAGCAUAAUUUCUGCAGAAAGGAUUUAUUUAAGAAUUUUAUUUAAAUAUGAUGUGAUGAAAUUGAAUUAAAUAGCAAUUUUAAUAAAU
Messenger RNA from Labeo rohita (rohu), 2194 nucleotides. It is a transcript of the gene ubtd1a, whose product is annotated as ubiquitin domain containing 1a. The transcript is spliced from 3 exons. NCBI's taxonomy places the organism in Eukaryota, Metazoa, Chordata, Actinopteri, Cypriniformes, Cyprinidae. The record is from RefSeq and is a predicted model, not a curated record. The coding region runs from base 496 to 1188 and encodes 230 amino acids. Gene Ontology annotation, molecular function: protein binding.